Molecule: messenger RNA, 1957 nt
Organism: Lagopus muta (rock ptarmigan)
Lineage: Eukaryota; Metazoa; Chordata; Aves; Galliformes; Phasianidae
Gene: SETD7
Product: SET domain containing 7, histone lysine methyltransferase
Exons: 8
Coding region: 71-1171 (366 amino acids)
Biological process (GO): regulation of DNA-templated transcription
Cellular component (GO): chromosome
Molecular function (GO): histone H3K4 monomethyltransferase activity; protein binding
Source: RefSeq, a predicted model, not a curated record
ACAGGCGGGGCGGCGCGCGCGCUCCCGGCCGCGGUGUCGCGGUUGCGCCCCGCCCGUCGCCGCCGCCGCCAUGGACAGCGACGAGGAGACGCUGGAAGAGACCGUGGAAGGACAUCUAGACGACGAUGGGUUGCCGCAUGGAUUCUGUACGGUCACGUAUUCGUCCACGGAUAGGUUUGAGGGAAACUUUGUUCACGGAGAAAAGAAUGGCCGUGGCAAGUUCUUCUUCUUUGAUGGAAGCACCCUGGAAGGGUACUACGUUGACGAUGCCCUGCAGGGCCAGGGAAUUUACACGUACGAGGACGGAGUGGUGCUUCACGGCACAUACGUGGAUGGAGAGCUGAACGGCCCAGCGCAGGAGUAUGACAGCGAUGGGCGACUGAUAUUCAAAGGGCAGUAUAAGGACAACAUCCGACAUGGAGUUUGUUGGAUAUAUUACCCGGACGGAGGCAGCCUCGUAGGAGAAGUGAAUGAAGAAGGAGAGAUGACUGGAGAGAAGAUAGCUUACGUGUACCCUGAUGGAAGGACUGCGUAUUCCGGAAAGUUCAUAGAUGGAGAAAUGAUAGAAGCCAAACUGGCAACUCUGACGUCCUUAGAGGAUGGGAAACCUCAGUUUGAAGUCGUACCAGGCAGCCCGGUGUACAGUUUUGACAAAUCUACUUCAUCCUGCAUUUCUACAAACGCUCUUCUUCCCGAUCCUUACGAGUCAGAGAGGGUGUACGUCGAUGUCUCUCUCAUUUCCAGUGCUGGAGAAGGAUUGUUUUCCAAAAUCGCGGCAGAAGCUCGUACCGUUAUGUCCUUCUACAACGGAGUGAGAAUUACACACCAGGAGGUAGACAGCAGAGACUGGGCCCUCAAUGGGAAUACAAUAUCCCUGGACGACGAAACAGUCAUAGACGUGCCGGAGCCCUACAACCACGCCGCCAAGUACUGUGCCUCGCUGGGGCAUAAGGCCAACCAUUCCUUCACUCCUAACUGCAUCUACGACCCGUUUGUUCACCCUCGGUUCGGGCCCAUCAAGUGUAUCCGUACCAUCCGGGCUGUGGAGAAGGACGAAGAAUUGACCGUGGCCUACGGAUACGAUCACAACCCUGCGGGGCAGAACGGGCCGGAAGCACCCGAGUGGUACCAGCUGGAACUGAAAGCUUUCCAGGCCGCCCAGCAGAAGUGAAGCGGAGCCUCCUCAGUUCAGCAAACUCAAAAAGAAACUUGGAUCUAUGCACUACCUUUGUACUGAAAACUGGACAACCAGGGAUUGUUCAUGCCGUUGCAUCAUAACUUUGCAUUCUGUGUUAAGAGAUAAGUUUCUUGCAUACUAACUAGGUUUGACUGUGUUACUCAUAGCAGAUUUAAAAUUAGCUAGCGUCGCACCAGUCUUAUCUGGAGAAAUUAUUUAAUAUUCUAUACGAGACGUGAUAUUCUUUGGUAGCUUCUGCUUUUGCACCAUAUGCAAAGACGCCAAAAGACUAGACAGAAAACUAACAUGGGUAUAUCGUUCACUUUUAGUCGGCAGACUUAGUGUCGCUCUCUAUCGGCCUAGGCAUUAUUGUGCAACUGCAUUUUGCAUAUAUGCCACUUGUGAUGAUAACAGUAAUAUUUUGAUAUUCUCUAAUAGUAGCAUCAUUUUGCCUUUUUAAACCUUUGAUCUGAAUCUUGCAAUAGAGCAGUUUAUUAGCAUCUAGGAGGCUGGGUUUUAACUCCCCUUUCCUCUUGUCUGAACGUUGUUCUUUCUACGAAUCCUCUUUUGCAGGAGAAAAUCCUUUCUAACUAGCGGAAAGGCUUGUACGUGUACGUGAGAGUGCUGUGCGUCAGUCUCUGUGGCUCUCUAAGUAGCAUAGCGACGUGUCCAACCCUAAUAUUUAUCUGGCCUUUGUGGCUGGCUUAUUUUAUUUAAUUUAUGAUUAUGACACGCAAAUGAAGUUGUUCUUUGCACGAAGAUUAUCCGAGAGGAGAAACG